Messenger RNA from Paramecium octaurelia, 813 nucleotides. The record is from the annotation of a GenBank genome assembly. NCBI's taxonomy places the organism in Eukaryota, Ciliophora, Oligohymenophorea, Peniculida, Parameciidae.
AUGUUAAUAUUUUUUCUAACUUUGCUUAACCCUCUAUUGGCUCAAGAACAAGCAUCUUUGCCUGCCCCUACAUUAUCAUAUUUAAAAGGUAGCGAGUUUCAACAUUUAAUGGGAUCAUUGAUGGGAAAAGAAUACGGAUAUACUAAAGCUUAAUUGGCAGAAAUUGGAGGUUAGAGUGUUGCAGAAUACAUCCUCUAUUUAUCAAGGAUAGAUGUGCCUCUUAAGAGAGUUAUUUUUAUUAUUGGGCAGGAUUUCUCAGGAUCCUCAUAUCAAAACGGAUAUUUUGGAUUGGCAGCUGCACGAUAUUUGGCUUAGAGAAAAGUAGAAGUCGAUGUUGUAUUGUUAUACCCUAAUGAUCCCCUGAGAAGUAGAUUGGCAAUGCAAUGCAAAUCGCAUUCAGCUACAUUGCAUUUUGACAUUCUGCAAAAUCUAUAAGAACAAUUAAAUGUUUAAAUGACCAAGAAUAUUCUAGCAAAUUGGUUGAACGAUUAUGAUCUGGUCGUAGAUGCCAUCACACUUAGUUCAAUUGAAUAACCAAAGACUCCAGUGAGAGAAUUUAUGCAUGCCUUUUCAGAAGUAAACAAAAAAGUGCUGGCAAUCAAUCUGCCAGUCGGAUGGCAUACUGACAAUGGAAAUCUGUAUAAUGUGUAUGUGCCACAGUUUGUGAUCUCUUUGGGAUUGCCUUUGAAGGCCAUAAAGGAAUUCGAAGGAUAACACGCCAUAGGAGGUAGGUUCAUUCCUUAAGCAAAUACUUUUAAUUAUGUGUUGCCUAAGUACAAAAUUGAAGAUAGUUUCCAUUUACUUUAAAAGUGA